UUGCAGGACCCCUUGCUUUCAAAUGGUUUGUUCCAUAAUGGACGCCGUUCACUAAAGAUACACCUAGGUACCUGUGAAGAGGUGGCAUGAUGAGUGAGCUGAAGGACUGCCCCCCGCUGAAGUACUACGACUUCAAGCCCGUGGAGCACGUCAAGGUGUGCCCCCGCUACACCGCUGUGCUGGGCCGCUCGGAGGACGAUGGCAUCGGCAUCGAGGAGCUGGACACCCUCCAGCUGGAGCUGGAGACCCUGCUGUCGUCGGCCAACCGCCGCCUCAGAGCGCUGGAGGAACAGAGACAGAUCCUCACAGACUGGCAGGAUAAGAAGGGGGACAAGCGCUUCCUGAAGAUCGGCAAAGACCCAGACCCGUUGGCGUCGUCGCGCCACAAGCCCAAGAAGCAGAAGUUGGAGGGUAAGGGCGGCCACGCACCGGGCCCAGGACCCGGGAGGCCCAAGCUGAAGAACCUGCAGGCCAAGGUCCAGGAGUACGAGUUCAACGAGGAUCCUCAAGACAUUCCCCGCACGCCAAAAAACGACUCUCCCAACAGGUUUUGGGCCUUAGUUGAGCCCUACUGUGCUGACAUCACCAAUGAGGAGAUCAGGCUCCUGGAGGAGCUCCUGAAACCUCCAGACGAUGAGGCCGAAUACUACAAAAUCCCUGUGUUGGGGAAGCACUACUCCCAGCGCUGGGCCCAGGAGGACCUGCUGGAGGAGCAGAGGGAGGGGGCGCGGGCCAAUGACAAGAAGAAGAGCAUGACGGGAGGCCCCCUGUCUGAGCUGGAUGCUAAAGACGUGGACUCCCUUAUGAAGAAGUCUGAGAGCCAGCAUGAGUCACCAGAGGACGGCUGUCCCUUCGGGCCCCUGACACAACGCCUGCUCCAAGCCCUCGUUGAGGAGAACAUCAUAUCCCCCAUGGAGGAUUCUCCCAUCCCGGACAUGGCAGGGAAGGAUGCCGCCGACGGCGCGGGCACCUCCCCACGCAGCCAGGGCAAGGCCUUCGGUGUUCCCCACACGCGCUCCCUGGAGGCGCGGAUCAAGGAGGAGCUGGUGGCCCAGGGGCUGCUGGACUCGGAGGAGCGUCCCGGGGCGGGGGGCGACUCCGAGGACGAGGUCCUGGCCGAGCUCCACAAGCGGCAGGCGGAGCUCAAGGCUCUGAGCACCCACAACAGAACCCGCAAGCAGGAGCUCCUGCGGCUGGCGAGGGAGGAGAUGCGGAAGCAGGAGCUGCGGCAGCGGGUGCGUGUGUCGGACAACGAGGUGAUGGAGGCCUUCCGGCGCAUCAUGGCGGCCCGGCAGAAGAAGCGCUCGCCCACCAAGAAGGAGAAGGACCAGGCCUGGAAAGCCCUGAAGGAGAGGGACAGCAUCCUCAAGCUGCUGGACGUUUGAGCAGGACUGGGCGUCGGCGAGGAAGUCCCUAUACUGACUGUGGAUCACGCAGUCAUGUGUGUGUGUGUGUGUUGUGGAAGGGUUGUUUGGUUCUGGCACGACAUGUGUAACUGUACAAAGUUAAUUGAUAGUGUUACAUGGCUUCCAUCGAGGACGGUAUCCGUUUAAUAUUUUCCUAGCAUGUUUAGUGUACGUUGCUCGAGAUGCAUAUAGUGAAGACAUGACCAUUUGUUGAUUUGUUUUUGUUUCUUUCAUUUUGAUAUUUUUUUUUCUUUCUUGUUUUUUACAUUUGUAGCACCAUAAAAAAACUGUUUUGAAUAAAUACUGAAAGACAGUUUCUCCAUGUUGAUUCU
Gadus chalcogrammus (walleye pollock) is the source of this 1738-nucleotide messenger RNA. It is a transcript of the gene tada3l, whose product is annotated as transcriptional adaptor 3 (NGG1 homolog, yeast)-like. Gene Ontology annotation, molecular function: transcription coactivator activity. Lineage: Eukaryota; Metazoa; Chordata; Actinopteri; Gadiformes; Gadidae. Bases 87 to 1385 code for a protein of 432 amino acids. The transcript has 9 exons. Gene Ontology annotation, biological process: regulation of transcription by RNA polymerase II. The record is from RefSeq and is a predicted model, not a curated record. Gene Ontology annotation, cellular component: SAGA complex.